This is a messenger RNA of Effrenium voratum, 777 nucleotides long. NCBI's taxonomy places the organism in Eukaryota, Dinophyceae, Suessiales, Symbiodiniaceae. The record is from the annotation of a GenBank genome assembly.
AUGGCGCGCGGGCGAUUUUGUGGCUGGCUGCUGGUGGGGCUGCUCUCGCUGCAGGUGCUCAACUUUGUUACGCCGCCGAGCGUGAGGAGAGAAGUCCAGGUGGGCCGAGCGGCGGAGGGCAAUGCCUUCGGAGGGCUGAACCAGGAGCAGCGAAAGCAGAUGGCCGACAUUUUGGCACCUCCCGACCAGCUCAUGGAGGAGACGGAAGAUGGCAUGAUCUUGCGGGAGAAGUACUCCGGGGGGCGUUCUCCCACCUCGGUGUUCUGGGCCAUCGUUCAGCCGGCGAUCUCAUUGGGCUUUUUGGUGGUCGGGAUGUCUGCCUACUUCGGGGAGCCCAUCGUGGACUGGACCCCAGUGACCUCCCAGUUCCUGGGCUUCCUGCGGCCCUCGGAGGGCAUCAACUUCCUGCCCCAGGGCGCCUUCAUGAGCUUCUACGGCUUUUUCGGCUUCUUCCUCUUCGGGCCCAUCCAGUGGUACAUCAACGUCUUCAACAUCGGCCGGGGCGUGUGCGAGUUCAACAAGUUUGACGAAAUGAUGUACAUCGUGCGCAACGACGAGAUGAUCCGAGAGGUCCCCUUCAAGGACUUUCAGGCCGUGAAGUUCGAGUGGACCAACCUGGCGAUCCUCGGGGCCCGGGAUGUGUACCUCAUUACCCAGGACGGGAAGGAGAUCCAUUUCAUGGACGACCCCGAGAUUUACAGCAAGUUCGUCCUGGAGAAGCGCGCCGCGAAGCUCUCGGAGUUCCUGGACAUCGAGCUCAUCGUGGACGACGCCUGA